Molecule: messenger RNA, 1844 nt
Organism: Quercus robur (English oak)
Lineage: Eukaryota; Viridiplantae; Streptophyta; Magnoliopsida; Fagales; Fagaceae
Product: caffeic acid 3-O-methyltransferase-like
Exons: 11
Coding region: 223-1650 (475 amino acids)
Biological process (GO): methylation
Molecular function (GO): S-adenosylmethionine-dependent methyltransferase activity; protein dimerization activity; O-methyltransferase activity
Source: RefSeq, a predicted model, not a curated record
AAUAAGCCUUAUCACCACAUAUUUUAAUUAUUUUUGAAGAUUAAAAAAGAACCUGGCGCAAAUCAAGCUGCCCAAAGACAGCAGAAGGGGUCAGAGCUGUGACUUUUUGAACACCAAGUUCUGAUUUCAUGCUUAUUAAUUGACAAAGUUGCAGUGGUCUGGUCAGCUACCUAGCAUACUCAACCUGGUUCAUCAAUUUCUGUUUGACACCAAAUCCACAUCAUGAGCUCCAAGGAAAGCCAGAUUGGGGCAUUCACCAAUGGAGAGGACAGUCUUUCCCAGUAUGCAAUGCAACUGGCCACUGCAUCAGUGUUGCCCAUGGUAUUGAAAGCAGCAAUAGAGCUUGGUGUGCUUGAGAUUUUGGAUAGAGCUGGUCCUGGAGCACUUCUUUCUACUUCCCAAAUAGCAUCCCAGCUACCCACUCACAGCAAUCAAGACAAGUCUUUGCUUCUUGACUGUAUGCUCAAGCUUCUUGCUAGCCACUCUAUACUCACUUGUUCUAUUGCCACCCCUCAGCAUGAUGGCCAAGUUUCCAGGCUUUAUGGUCUGGCACCUGUUUCCAAAUACUUCAUCAAAGAGAAGGAUGAAUUUGGAGGAUCACUUGCACCCUUCUUAGAUUUGUUCCAGGACAAAGUCACGAUGAAUAUCUGGUACCAUUUGAAAGAUGCAAUUUUGGAAGGAGGAAUUCCAUUUUCCAGGGCUUAUGGGAUGGAAGCAAAUGAGUACGCUAGGAAGGAUGACAAAUUCCGUGAAAUUUUCAUGGGCUCAAUGAAAGAUUUGAACCCAUUAAUUAUGAAGAAGAUUCUUGAGAAAUACAAGGGCUUUGAAGGUCUGAAAUUGCUGGUGGAUGUAGGAGGUGGUGAUGGCACUCUCCUUAACAUGAUCAUCUCCAAGUACCCUACCAUUAAGGGUGUCAACUUUGACUUGGCCUCUGUUAUAGAAAAGUUACCCUCCUAUCCUGGUAUCGAGCACAUUGUGGGAGACAUGUUUGUAAGUAUUCCAAAAGGAGAUGCCAUUUUUAUUAAGUGGGUACUCCAUCAUUGGGACGAGAAACAAUGCUUAAAGGUAUUAAAAAAUUGCUAUGAAGCACUACCAGACCAGGGAAAAGUGAUAGUAGUAGAUAUGGUGAUUCCAGAAGCCCCUGCAACUACUGGUGAUGAUAAAAGCUUGUUUCAGUUAUAUUCGUUCCUGAUGAAUACAAACCCUAAGAGAAAGGAGAGGACAGAAAGAGAAUUUGAAAGAUUGGCAAAAGAUGCAGGAUUUUCGGGUCUUCUGGGGGAGAAUUUUCAGUCACCAACUCAUCAUUCACAAGCCGAGUAUGCUAGACGUGUUAUUGAAAAAGAAAUUUCUAAGUCACCAACGCAUCCACAAACCAAGACUACCGAGUAUUCUGCAACAAAGCAUGUUCCUCCAGAACUAAGGUAUUCUGCAACAAAGGAUGUUCCUCCAAAACUAAGGUAUUCUGCAACAAAGGAUGCUCCUCCAGAACUAAGGUUGGCUAGAAUCCAUAAGUUUAUUGUCAAGAACGGAGAGGCAGCAAAAUCUAAGACUUUGGGGGAGUUGGCUGAGGACCUUAGGGCUUGGGGAAUUGGAGGUAUUUGGAGCGAAUUGGCAGAAGCAAAAGGAAAUAAAGUUGUGAAGAAAGAUUAAUGUGAAAUUAGAAUAUUCAUGUUUCCCGCUUGUUAACCAACUAUUAACUUUUUGCCUAUGAUAGCUACUUCAAGACAAAACCUGAUCUUACCUUACAACUAGUAUUAUACCUUAGUGAUGUAAGCCUUAAUUAAAGAUUACAUGUAGAUAAAUCAAAACUAAAUUAAUAUUUAGUGGGUAGUUGGAAACUUUAA